Molecule: messenger RNA, 4398 nt
Organism: Rhagoletis pomonella (apple maggot)
Lineage: Eukaryota; Metazoa; Arthropoda; Insecta; Diptera; Tephritidae
Product: polycystic kidney disease and receptor for egg jelly-related protein-like
Exons: 4
Coding region: 45-4265 (1406 amino acids)
Molecular function (GO): protein binding
Source: RefSeq, a predicted model, not a curated record
CGCCCUUCUAAACGAAUAACGCGUACGCUCGACUUGCGCUAAUAAUGAAAUAUUUUUUACAAAUUGUAUUGCUUACAUUAAUUUUGAUCUGUCAACAACACUUUACACGCGCCAGUGAAAAACUUUGCCCCAUCGGCAACUGCAACAAUGCAGGGCCUUGCACCAUCGAAGCUGAACGCUUGCAAUGUUCCUGCCUAGCAAAUUACUACAGCGGUUUGCGUUGCCAAGAUUUUAUUAAUAAUUGCGAGCCAAAUCCAUGUAGGAAUGGCGGAAGCUGUCAGCCAGCACUCGGACAAUUCUUUUGCAAUUGCGUUAGUCCCUGGGGAGGUCAACAAUGUGGCAUACGCGGCAUAAGAAUGUUUACGAAAAUGCAUGUGCUCUUCAAUCCAGUUGGCAUUUUCGGCGAACGACACAACUUUCUGCUCACCGUCGAAACAUUGGGCACCGCUGAUUUCAUUUAUGAGGCCUUCACAAAUAAUUGUUUGAUCGACACAUUUGAAUCGUAUACGCAUAGGGAGAGCUCUUUUCGUUAUUCGAGAAAUCUCAGAUCUGUCGCUAGAUCUCUUGGAUUAGUGCAUGCCGAUCGUCUACCCUAUAAUAUUGGCUAUUAUCAUGACUACUAUGAGAGUUUCUGGGAAGCGGGUACAUUGAAUGUGCGAGUACGCGUUGCUGAUAUGCAGUCGAGGGAGCUGUAUGACCAAUUUUUCGAGUUGUACAUCAUACAACCGGCGCACGUGCCAUGUAUACCGGAUAUUGGCUUCAUGCAUGGCGCUAACCCGCAAGAACCGCUAAUAGUAGACAUAGCGCGCUUCAAUUUCUUCAAUGCCAUUAUACAUAAACAUUGCGCGUCAGACUCACGCUUGGAAAUCGAAUGGACUGUGCACAAUAGCAUCGGCACAGUAUUGCUAUUUGAAUUCGGUAAUAGCGGCAAAAAGCAGCUGAAAGUCAAGCCCUAUCAAUUAUGGUUUAACUAUCACGGCGCGGUGGCACAAUCCUAUAUGAUUCGCGUGAAUGUGGACGAGCACCAAGGCGGCACAGUUGUACACAAGAAAGUUAGGUGUUACAUCUUCGUUAUGUCGAAGCCAGUUUCGGCACUAAUUUUAGGUGGAAGCACACGUGAAGUUGGCGUUCGUCAGUCUUUCUUCUUGGAUGGCUCUCAAAGUCGUGAUUUUGCACUGUCACCGUUGGUCGAGCAAACGAUGAAUUUUAAAUGGAGUUGUACUUCAGCUGAUGAUAGUUCCAAUAGCUACUGCCACGAAGAUAUGGGAACAGCCAGCAAAUUGAAUAUUCCUGCUGGAGUGCUACAGCUCGGCAAGUCCUACACAUUUAAAUUCCAAGUAAACUCAUAUGUCAGCACAAUGUCGCGCGAUGUUGCAAGGCAAAUCAUUCAAAUAACAAAUGAACCCAGGCAUUACGUCUUCAUUGAAUGUGUACGAAACUGUGCUAUGGCGAAGUAUGCGGCCGGUCGGAAGAUACAUCUGCUCGUGCGCUGCCCCACUUGCGGCGCGCGACCCACCAUCACAUGGACGGUUAGUAGCGGUGGCAGCUUCCCUAGCAAUGCGCGGCGUAUCGGCUUUAUGCCACCAGCCAGUGGCGAAAUUACAGUUGAAGCGUCCACUGCCAGCGACUCGAUGAGCGGUAAAUGUAAAAUAACGCUAUACUUGAAUGAGCCACCCAACGGUGGGCAGUGCAGCAUAGAACCCAGCAGUGGCGUGGAGUAUGAAACGGAAUUCCAUAUAACGUGUGACGAUUUUGAGGAUCCAAAUACGCCCAUAACUUAUCAAUACAUAGCCGAUACAUUCACUUUUGAUCGCACCAAUGAGCGUUUGAUGCGCACGCGACUACCGCUAACGAACAGCCUUAAAGUUGUGAUAUGCGAUUUCCUAUACGCCUGCACCGAGACGCAGUUGUCAGUCAGCGUAUCCCCCAUGCAAGUACCGCUAGAUGAGACUGCGUUGAGACUGUUGCUAUCACAAUCGGAUAGUAAUAUAGCUAAACUCUUGGAAGAUGGAGAUGUCGAACGCGCUAUGGUGCUGGCAGAUGUACUCACGCGCAGCACGCUGACAUUGGCAAUGGGCGAGAUAAUAUUUUACCAGCUACGUUGGCUCAAAUUGGAAACACUUUUGCAAGUUGAGCAAAUGACCAAAGUAACUAGAAAUCUGCUCGCGCCUUUACAACCGCUCGACAAUAUGCGAGUGAGCCUUUUCACCAAAUUCUUUCGCAAGAUUUCGGUUGGCUUUCACUAUGCCAUCGCUGAUAGGGAGUAUCAAGAGUUGCUGCAUGCGCCUUACGAAGUACUCAAUAAUGAAGUAGUCGAUUUGAUUGCAGAAUUUUCGGCGAAAUUGGAAGAUAUGCCACCUGUGGUGCGCAUACAACCGGCUAGCAGCGGCUCAGGCAAUCGGUUGAGCGAAAGAUAUGCACCACUACCCGACUUCGAUGAGACUGUGCUUGCGCGCAUCGAGAAUUGGUUGGAUGUUAUUUUCGAAUCAUUUCGGUGUCUGCAUUAUGUGGGCAUUUCGGGCACCAUUAUGCAUGAGCCCACUGACGAUCAUUAUAUACUAAAUAAACCCGGCGUCAAGGUGGACGUAUUCAGUAUUGAGGGCACAAAUAUGCUAAAAUUGGAAACUGCUAAUAGAAAGAUUGAGAUAAUAGUGCCAUCUGGUAUGCUGGCUGAACUUGAACGCAUACUGAAAAGCGCACAGCUGCUCUUUCAGGUGGUGUCCUUCGAGAGAAACCCAUUUUGGUGGUACCCCGAUACGGAACCGAUCAACACUGGCAUCGUGUCGUUUAGCGUAUACAGCGCCGCAGAUCCUCUACGAGAAGACACUUUUCUCGAAAACCCCAUAGAGUUUCGCAUGUCACUAUCCGCAAGUACACCAGCGACUGAUGCACUCAACAGCCUGGUUGAAGGCUAUGUCAAGGAUUCACUAGAUAUGCCUAUUUACCGCAUCGAAAUGCCAGAGAAUACCGCCGCGAUUGUAAAAUUUUCUGACCCCACCACACGGCUGUGUGUCAAGCUUGAUUUGUGCACCAAGCCGCGCAGCUAUCAAAUGCGUGACUCUGCCGAUUUUGUGCCGGAGAAGCACACCUUUCACGUAGUCAACGACAAGGGCGGAAAUGUUUGGGCCUACCUAGCCGUAAUGGCAGCAGAUGAAAUUUCCACGCUGAAAACAUUCAAAUUUGAGAUUACCAUGCUGAAAUGUCUCGUUUGGGACUUUAAGCCACGCGAUCCUGAAUGGUCAACAACUGGUUGCGUACCCAAGCUAAACUUAAGCGAUGCAGAAAACUUGAGUUGCAGUUGUUAUCAUCUGUCCACGUUCGCGGGCAAGAAGCAUCCCACUGCCGCCAUGGAAACUAAUACACCGCGUCACGUGCUCACUCGCCUACCUACGAAUGGCUAUAUGGUCGUAUCUUUCUUUUUUCUGCUCCUACUAUUUUCGCUGCUUUUCUGUUGCGCCUGGCGUUCUUUGCGCAAUCACAAAGGUGAACUGAUUACAUUACUCGAUCAGGAAGACUACAACAAAGAGUUCGGCGUCAAUGUUCACAUAAGCACCGGCGGACAUUGGCAUGCGGCUACGUCUGCAAAUGUUAUUCUCAUGUUUGCUGUACCGCAAGGCACGCGCAAAUUUAUAAUUUUUCAAAAUCCCGAGAAUCCACACUUGGUGCGCAAUUCCACUUGCACACUACGCUUACCACUGACAGGCGAUGAUCUUGCUCAGCCACUUCUGCUCAGCAUACGUCGUGACAAUUCCGGCCGCUAUCCCAGUUGGUAUUGUCGCCGUAUUGUCAUUGAGGAUUACGCCAACGAAAUCAUCUGUUCAUUCGAAGUUGAAGCGUGGAUAACGACGAAACCAUUAGUUUUGGAUGCAGCAAAUUUCCGCGAAGGUUCACAAUCUUUUAAACGCGCCUUCCGUGAUACGCUGGAGAGUCUCUGCAUACAGUGGUUCCUAUUUCAGGCUCUGGUAGGACCAUGGAAAUAUGGCGAUUCAACUUUGAAUCGCUUCGAGCGUACUUGCAUCUGGACGGUGAAGUUGGCUGUAACAAUUUGCAUUGUUGCCUGCUAUAUGGGUCCGACGACAUUGAAGACUUAUGAGGAGGAACGUGAUAAAUACAAUAAUAUUGCUUACGAUUGGGUGGAAAUAUUUUUCCUAUGUAUUUUCUCGUAUAUUAUUUGCUUCUUUGUGGAGAUCGGUCUUAAGGCAUUCAUUUACCACGAUGAGUUGGAACGGGAAAAUGCUGCUGAAGAAUAUAUCAAAGAAGAUUGAUGUGGCAAGUAAAAUUUUUUUAUCUCUAGUGGUAUAACUUAGUUAUGCAUAAUGAAUAUAAAACAGUUGAAUACCUUGUAAAGAGUGAAUAGGCUUUUUGUACAUUAAUGGUUGCCAAUAGUUUUCUGAAAUA